Phytophthora infestans T30-4 is the source of this 435-nucleotide messenger RNA. RefSeq lists its product as uncharacterized. The transcript has a single exon. Lineage: Eukaryota; Oomycota; Peronosporomycetes; Peronosporales; Peronosporaceae. The coding region runs from base 1 to 435 and encodes 144 amino acids. The record is from RefSeq and is a predicted model, not a curated record.
AUGAAGAGCUUCCCGUUCCUGAUAACAAUCUUGCUGCUCUGCUACAGCGCUAAGGCCAUGGAAGUGUGGCUGUACAGUCGAGGUAGCAACGCCAAGUUCACCAUCGACACCGUUCAGCGAUGCUAUACGCUCGAAGAAUUGUGGAACGACCGAGCUGUUCGAACGACGUGGAAGAAGCUGCCCGAAGGAGCUCAUCUCGUGUUUUACAAGCAUGCUGGCUGCGUUGCUCCCAGUGUCAAGAUGGACCAAUAUACAUCAGGCAGCUUUUCAUUUGAAAAAGAAGACAAACUCUACCUCACGGUGUCAUCGUUCAUGGUGCAAGAGUUGAGCGAAUAUCCAACCGAGGGACUUGUGGAGAUUGAGAGCGACGACCCUGGUUCGAUCUUCGAGAAUACCGCACCGAAUAUUUCCUCUGGCAUACCAGGUAUCUGGUAG